Messenger RNA from Lepus europaeus (European hare), 1808 nucleotides. It is a transcript of the gene ICA1L, whose product is annotated as islet cell autoantigen 1 like. The transcript is spliced from 11 exons. The coding region runs from base 1 to 1377 and encodes 458 amino acids. Gene Ontology annotation, cellular component: Golgi apparatus. Gene Ontology annotation, molecular function: protein domain specific binding. The record is from RefSeq and is a predicted model, not a curated record. Lineage: Eukaryota; Metazoa; Chordata; Mammalia; Lagomorpha; Leporidae. Gene Ontology annotation, biological process: regulation of transport.
AUGGACUCCUUUGGGCAGCACAGGGCAGAAGAGCAGCCAACAGUCGUCAGCAGGAUGCAAAAGAAAUACUGGAAAACCAAGCAGGUCUUCAUCAGAGCGACGGGCAGGAAGGAGGACGAGCACGUGGUGGCGUCCGACGCGGACCUGGAUGCUAAACUUGAGGUUUUUCACUCCAUUCAAGAGACAUGCACUGAACUUCUGAAGAUAGUCGAGAAAUAUCAGCUAAGACUCAAUGUUAUAUCAGAGGAAGAAAAUGAGCUAGGCCUCUUUUUAAAGUUUCAAGCAGAACGGGAUGCAACUCAAGCUGGCAAAAUGAUGGAUGCCACUGGCAGAGCACUCUGUUCUUCAGCCAAGCAAAGAUUGGCCCUGUGUACUCCCCUGUCUCGUCUUAAGCAAGAAGUGGCCACGUUCAGCCAAAGGGCAGUGUCUGACACCUUGAUGACAAUUAAUCGGAUGGAGCAGGCACGCACAGAAUACAGAGGCGCUCUGCUGUGGAUGAAAGAUGUAUCCCAAGAACUGGACCCAGAUACCUUAAAACAAAUGGAGAAGUUCCGAAAAGUACAGGUCCAAGUGAGAAAUAGCAAAGCUUCUUUUGACAAGUUAAAGAUGGAUGUUUGUCAGAAAGUGGAUUUGCUUGGAGCUAGUCGCUGCAAUAUGUUAUCCCAUUCACUCACUACCUACCAGAGAAUACUACUUGGAUUCUGGGAGAAAACAGCUCGAAGCAUGUCCCAGAUCCAUGGGACCUGCGCUGUCUGCCAUCCAUGUGAUUUUGUAGCACUCAAGCGACUACAAGACACUCCAAGCAAGCUUAUUGAAGACCACAAAGAAGAACAAACAGAAAGCAGCUUUCUUAGCAAAAACCUCCACAAGUUAGCAUUGUCAGAUGAGGAAGUGAGCUUAGGGAAUGAGCCAGCAGUUGCAAAAGAUCUGCCUGUGGAUUCACUGGAAGGAGAAGAUUUUGAGAAGGAAUUCUCGUUCCUGAACAGCAUCCUGAGCCCCAGCUCCUCGGGCACGGGUGAAUCCCCCCCGGAGGGCCAGACGACCUCUGGGAGCCCCCGUGCCAGCCUCGCACCCCAGGAGUCUCCCGUGGGGCCCGAGCCUCUCGCUCACGCGUCUCAGUUCCUCCCCUCCCAGCUCUUUGACCUUGGCCUCCAUGCUGCCGGAGCGUUCAACAGCUGGGUCCAAGAGCGAUCAGAACUUCCUCUUUUACACAGUGAUAACCAGCCAGUGCCUUCACAGAGUCCAAAGAAAUUAACAAGAUCUUCCAAGAAUGGGAACCGAGACAUGUCAGCCUGGUUCAGUCUAUUUGCAGACUUGGAUCCACUUUCAAACCCGGAUGCUAUUGGACACUCAGAUGAUGAGCUUCUCAAUGCUUGACUGAAGCUGUGUCAUUCAUGGCCUUGAGACAUCAAUUUUGCAACAUAUUGCCUUUGUGGAAAGGAAUUUCUUUGUAACCCACACACAAAAUUAUGGUGUUUGUGAAUAUAACACCUCUCGGCCAACUUUAGACAGAUGGUAAGGACUGCAUUUGAAUAGAUUCAGUAUAUCAUUAAUAGCUUGAAUUGGUUUUAUGUGGAAAAUGUUAGAAAUCACGGAGGCUGCAAUACUCAGAUACCAACGUUUUUGUCACAAUGACAGCUCGGGAUAAUUCUGUCAAUAGGAGUUGAAGUUAUUUCUUUGGAAAGAUGUUUAAGUUGUCUUGCUGGUGUGAAUUCUGUAUGUGGAUAAGAUAGCAUGAAAUUGGGUUGUGGUUUGGGGGCUGGUUUUUAAAUAGUAAGGGGGGGGGAUGUCUUGUUAUAGAAAACAGC